This is a messenger RNA of Centrocercus urophasianus (Greater sage-grouse), 1656 nucleotides long. It is a transcript of the gene NXPH2, whose product is annotated as neurexophilin 2. Gene Ontology annotation, molecular function: signaling receptor binding. The record is from RefSeq and is a predicted model, not a curated record. NCBI's taxonomy places the organism in Eukaryota, Metazoa, Chordata, Aves, Galliformes, Phasianidae. Bases 21 to 818 code for a protein of 265 amino acids. The transcript has 2 exons.
CCUCGUAGACGGCAGCCAGCAUGGUGCACCUGCAGCUGCUGCCGCUCGUCUUGCUCCAGGGCGUCCUCCGGAUCGUAUUUUGUGAUGGUAAUCAAGUCGUACAAGCUACAGAUGUGCUGGACUGGGAAGACAAGGAUGCUGCAGAGACAUUAGUGGACAACGUGGUCCACUCCAGGAUCAUCAACCCGCUACGUCUGUUUGUUAAGCCAUCCCCAGUACUGAAACAUGGCCAGGUGUCCUACUCAGACAGCAUAGAAAACUUUUGGGAUUGGUUGUCCAACAUCACGGAGGUUCAGGAAUCUCUCGCACGAACUAAACGCAGACCUAUAGUAAAAACAGGGAAAUUCAAGAAGAUGUUUGGAUGGGGCGACUUCCACUCUAACAUCAAAACUGUUAAACUGAAUCUCCUGAUCACAGGGAAAAUCGUCGAUCACGGCAACGGCACCUUCAGUGUUUAUUUCCGACAUAACUCCACAGGUCUGGGAAACGUUUCUGUGAGCCUGGUGCCACCUUCCAAGGUGGUCGAAUUCGAAUCAUCUCCACAGUCAACUUUGGAGACCAAGGAAUCCAAGUCCUUCAAUUGCCGCAUCGAGUACGAAAAAACAGAUCGCGCUAAAAAAACUGCCUUGUGCAACUUCGACCCCUCAAAGAUCUGCUAUCAAGAGCAGACCCAAAGCCAUGUCUCCUGGUUGUGUUCUAAACCAUUCAAAGUUAUCUGCAUUUAUAUUGCCUUUUACAGUGUAGAUUACAAACUGGUGCAAAAGGUCUGUCCCGAUUAUAAUUACCACAGUGAGACUCCGUACUUGUCCUCUGGCUGACACAGCCCUGACUAACUGUACAGAUCCAGCACCAGUCAUAAAAGUAAGCAUCUCCAUUAACCUUCUGGAGAGGAAUAUGUUUUUCCUAUCAGGUUCAAAAGUCUUUAAGAACCGUAGCUGUGUUUGUGCUGUAUCGUAACUAAUCAAACUGUUUACGUAAUGAUCAUUUUCAUUUGAGACCAUUGCAUUUUAGUAUUCUCAUCGUUCAUAAGGGAGCUACUAGGCAGACAUGAUUAAAAAAAAAAAUCAAAGCAAAUUAUGUCCGUAAUGAGCAUCGAUCUUGAAAAUCAGUUUUUUAAAGUACACUCCAAGGCAGAGAGGUUAUCUUUCACUUGAAUUGGACAACACUUAGCAGGAAAUGAUUCUCUUUCUCACUGGGAACCUUAGGAGAUGACAAUAUUAAGAGCAAGUUAUAAAGAUGACUCUCAGCUGCUUCCAUAGAAAAUCCAAACCAACAGCUCUCCCACUAAUUUCAUAAAUUAUCGAGUCCAAAUAUGAAAAGAAAGCAUUACUUCUAAGGGAGAGGAGAAAGGAAGGAAAGGAUUUCUAUGAGCUGUGGUAGUUGUAUGUAUUCAUCAAAGUGAAGAGUGAGUAGUACUUCCUUCAGACUUCUUGUCCAUGAAUAUGCAAUGAUGUAAUUAGAUAUUGAUGAGCUUUAGUUUAUUAGACCCACCAGGUGUGCAGGUUUGGUGUACAUUUCCUCCUUCUAUUGUCACCAGUGGUUCUGACCAUCCCCAAGCAUUCACACAUGCACCAGUACUUGUUUCACAGUGACUGAGCAUAUGUACCCUGGAAAAAGAUAAUCUCUGUUUAGGUCUGCAAACGGUGCCAGCUUCCA